Messenger RNA from Orussus abietinus, 2469 nucleotides. It is a transcript of the gene Gint3, whose product is annotated as UBX domain-containing protein 6. The coding region runs from base 843 to 2177 and encodes 444 amino acids. The record is from RefSeq and is a predicted model, not a curated record. Gene Ontology annotation, cellular component: cytoplasm. NCBI's taxonomy places the organism in Eukaryota, Metazoa, Arthropoda, Insecta, Hymenoptera, Orussidae. The transcript is spliced from 7 exons. Gene Ontology annotation, molecular function: protein binding.
GUCGUUGGGCACGUGGCAUGUACAUAUGUAUGUACAUAUGUACAUUCGUUACCCCUUCCGCUGCAAGGCGGUCUAAAAUCCGAUUGGGUCGAGUGCCGUCGGCACACGUGGUCCAUGUGGUAUUCGAGUUACCCCUUCCACUGCUAUGCGAGGUCUAGAUAUUUAUGGUCUAAGGGGCGUUACUGGCAGUACUCGUGUACGAGAUGGUGGUCAUUUGGUGACACGCAAGUACUAAACUCGAUCUUCUUUCCGACCGCUCCGAACGAGGAUCGAUGCACAAUCGGAGUAGAAAACGGGAUAGUCGGAAUACUUGGAGAUAAAUUCGACUUCCCAGUAGGUUUCCGAUGUAUACGUCGGCUGGGGAGAAUGGCUCUUUCAUCGAGACGAUCAAUAAGUUCACUUAUGAAGUGUUUUGUGUAGUUGUCACAGCGCUCGGGAUCUCGCAAAGGCCAACCGCGGCCCCUACGAAUGAAUCACAGCAGGAUCUUCUCGAACGCUUUAAAACCGUUCUAACGUGGCUGGCAUUCGACGACUUUCAGUCUCUCUUGGUGCGAGUUUUCCUCGCGUUGCUUGCCACCAACGUAGCCCUGAUCUGCGUUUCCUGGCACGUCUAUGGAACUAGGAUUUGCGAUCGGUUCAUGAAGCCAGCAAAAGCCUAACCUCACUUCUUUGACGUUCGCCUGCGAGUCGAGCUGCUAACAAAGAACUUUCACGUGGAGAUAGCACCACCCGAGGCCGUUAAAAAGUUACAAGAAACUAUUUUGCAAUUGAGGUUACCAAGGGAACACUCUCAAAGAAUUUAAUUUUCAAGAAUUAUUGCUUCUACCUGUGAAGUCCUAGUGAUGGAAAUGGCUGACAAAAUUACAUCUUUCUUUAAGAAAAGAGCCAAUUCAAAAUUCAAAAAUGCAGGACAAGGACACAAAUUAACCGAAUCACGCGUUCCUACAUCUGCCCCAAGUCAUAGCAUAGAAAACGUUCAAAGAAUUGAACCAACCCCUGAAGCAAAAAUAGCUGGCCAAGCUGCAUUAGCUCGAUUAGAAACUAAGAAAAAGGUUGCACCUUUUGUUAAAUCAUCGUACUCGUCGAUACAAGCACAGGUGAAGAAAGAGCUGUUGGCUGAAAUGAGUGCAAAAUCAAUGUUACCCACAGAAAAUUGCAAUACCGAUGAAAGGGACAAUGUCAAAAACACGAGUCACGAUACCAAGAGUGCUACAUCGAUUGUAUCCGAUAUCUAUUUUCGUUGUCCAUUAGUAUCGGAGGAAAUCUUACCGGAGGAAGAAUGGCAUUCAAAGAUUCGAGAAUUUCUGUUUGAGCAGCUCGAAAAUGAGCCAGGUUUAACAGCCUGCUUGAUCAUUCGGAACUGCAACUUUGAUGACGAGAGAAUCAGGAAUUGUAUAGAAAUACUAUGUAAAUAUCUUGAAAAUAUCAUUAAAAAUUUGACCGAUGAAAAAUAUUGGAAGAUUCGAUUAUCUAAUAAAAUAUUCCAGGAGAAAGUAAAACCACUGGAGGGAUCCUUAGAGUUAUUGAAAGCAGCUGGCUUCGAAGAAAGGAAAAUAAUUCAUGAAGGUAAAGAAGAAGACUUUUUGAUCUGGAAUCCUGAAAAUUCCAGCACAGAAAAUAUAUCAAUAUUAUUAGAUGCUCUUAAAUCGGUGGAGCCGAUACCCUUGGAAUUAGAUAGGAAUUUACAGGUAUUACUUCCGAGUCAAACCCUGGAAUACACAGAACUACCUCCAAAUUUCUACAAAAUUUCAGCGCAAGAAAUUAAAAAAGAAUAUCAGCACAGAACCGAAACGGUGAAGUUAAACGAAACACUUCGUACAACAGAAAUGAGAAAUGCAUCAAAGGACAUGAAAUGUUAUCGGUUUACAAUAAUUCGUGUAAAAUUUCCUGAUGGCAUCACGCUUCAAGGAACGUUUGCUACCACAGAAACGAUUGACAACCUUAUAACGUUUGUGAAAGAAAGCUUAAUAAGUGAAGAAAUUCCAUUCGUUCUGACGACGUUCAGUGGAAAGAAAUUAAGUAGUCACGAUCUCGGGAGCGAUAAAGAGAGCACUCUUUUGGAUUUGGGAUUGGUACCAACGAGCAUCGUACGGUUUUCAUGGAAUGUUACCGAUAAUAAGCCUUCAACGUACUUGAAAGAUGAAGUCAUCAUUCUCAUGCAGCAAUUGGAAACGUAAUCGUCGUUCGUUUGCAUCAAUUACUGCAAAAGCAACUAUAGCCCAAGCGUAACUAUAGCGUCUUCUGUGUGUCUAUAAUUUACAUCCAUUUGUAAAAGUGAUUAUCGAUAAAUGUAAAGUAUGCUUUCUCGCUGUAUAAUCAGAAAUGAGAAAAGUGCUCUUUUCAGCUGCAAUUUAAUCACGUUGAGUAAACUAAAAGGAACCCGUCGCCUCGUACUGUACGAUAUUCAAAGACUCAACGUUUGUAAAUACCCAAUCGAAUUUUAUCAAAUUAAAAGAUUAGAUACGCUCA